Messenger RNA from Glycine soja, 628 nucleotides. RefSeq names its product ethylene-responsive transcription factor ERF098-like. Bases 57 to 425 code for a protein of 122 amino acids. Gene Ontology annotation, biological process: ethylene-activated signaling pathway; regulation of DNA-templated transcription. The record is from RefSeq and is a predicted model, not a curated record. The transcript has a single exon. Gene Ontology annotation, molecular function: DNA-binding transcription factor activity; DNA binding. Lineage: Eukaryota; Viridiplantae; Streptophyta; Magnoliopsida; Fabales; Fabaceae.
CAUAGGCAUAAGCAUAAGUACUGAUCACGCCUCAAGUUAUUUUAAUUAAAGCAAAAAUGGAGAAAGAGAGAGGAGAGGAAGAAGUGAAGUACCGUGGAGUGAGAAAGAGGCCAUGGGGUAAGUUCGGAGCAGAGAUCAGAGACCCAACAAAACCUACGGGAAGGCAAUGGUUAGGGACAUUUGACACUGCUGAAGAAGCUGCUAGAGCUUAUGAUCGUGCAGCCAUUGCUUUGAGGGGUGCUCUUGCAAUCCUUAAUUUUCCUCAUGAGUUCCAUUCUCAUCUCCCUUUUAUAUUAUCAAAUUCUUCUACUAAGGGAAAUGGAAGUUCUUUUGAUAAGGAAGUUAUUGAGUUAGAGUAUUUGGAUGACAAGGUGUUGGAAGAGCUUCUUGAGUUAGAAGAGAAGAGAAGGAAUAACGAAGACUAAGAUCACUGGAGUACUAUUCAUUGUUUUGAGAUCCCCGGCCCCUUUUAUUUUCUCUAGUUCUCCACUUGUAUUAAUAUCUGAACUGAUGAUUUAGGGUUCGGAUUGAUUUCCAAAAAUCUUCCCCACCCAUUGAUUGAAUUAAAUUGUGUAUGCUUCAAAAAUCUUACAAUUAAUGCAACAAAAUCUUUAAAUGAUUCGAUGGA